This is a messenger RNA of Brassica napus (rape), 839 nucleotides long. RefSeq lists its product as uncharacterized. Gene Ontology annotation, molecular function: zinc ion binding. The coding region runs from base 261 to 836 and encodes 191 amino acids. NCBI's taxonomy places the organism in Eukaryota, Viridiplantae, Streptophyta, Magnoliopsida, Brassicales, Brassicaceae. The record is from RefSeq and is a predicted model, not a curated record. The transcript is spliced from 2 exons.
UCGAUGGGCGUCCUUAGUGGCACGUGUCGCGGUGAGAAGGGAGACGGUUAGGGCAAAACACGACAUUCUUCAACACACCUGAACUCUUCCUCUCCCGAUCCUCUCUCGACGACGAUUUAUUUGGCGAUAGGGUUCGUCGCACAUCUCUCCAAUCACGGCGACUUCUCUCGGAAUCUCUCCAUAUAUCUCCCUAAUCUCUCCCCAAUCUCUGUUCAGCUUCGAUAUCAUCGGAUUCUCCGUAGAUUAAUUUGAAGAAGGCCAUGGGUUUGGAUUAUUCGUACACGCAGACGUCUGAGUCGGAGGAUUACGGUUUAGGAGGUUCAGCAGACAGUGGAAACAGCUCUACAGAGAUGUAUAUCCAGCUGGACCAAGCUCAGAUCGAAGCCGCACGCCAUCAGUACCCUCCGCAGCCUGAAGUGGAGUUUGGCUUCCCCAAGGAGUGCUACUGUGGUGGCGAGCCACUUGUAGCCACUUCUUACACAAGAACUGACCCGGGGAGAAGGUUCUACACCUGCAAGAACAAACAGGACGGAGACUGCCAUGUCUACAAGUGGUGGGACGUCGCGGCUACAGAGGAGAUCAAAGCCAUUGGUGCACAAGUGACCCUCCUCACUGAUAAGGUAGAUUCUCUUUCAUUCGUCGGUUACGAGGAGACCGAGCUGCGGGAGUUAAAGGAAGUUCAAUUUGAUAUGGAGCAGAAAUUGGUUAGGUUGGAGAGCAUUGUCUGUGACUUAGGUAGAAAGAAAUCUAGAUUUGGUAAUGGGUUUGAACUAGUUCUAGGUGUUCUGGUUGUUGUGUUAGUGAUAAUAGCCAUCGGAGUAGCUGCUCGUAUGUAGGAU